GUACCGGGUGCGCUUGGUCCAAUGAACUAUUGUGCCUCUAGCGUAGUAAUCCUAUUUGUCUACGAGCGCUGCUCAUAAUGUACAGAACAUGCAAUCCCAAUCAGACGCGUAUUACCUACCCUGACAGCGCACGUACAUGUACAUGUUCAUACAUGCAUCGAAAGCCUUGCCUUGAAUGCUGCAAAAAACCUAUCAGAAGCCCAUGAGACGUGUCUUCGAACGUAACUACUGGAUACUGUGGCACGCCUGUUCUUUGCUCUGUGGUCAUUGCCACCCAGUAAGCUAGGGGCCUACCUACGUACCUGUGUAUCAUGGACGUCAACGACACAGACAGUGAUCGUUGGGACAAUCCGAAGGCUUUCGAAAUACCCCCCUGGCGCUGGAAUGUCUCCGUGUCAAUCUGCAUGGCCGUCUUCGGCGUUUUGGGCAAUAGUGCCCUCCUGCUGGUGAUUCUACUGAACCGCCAUUUGCGAACCACCUCGAACAUCUUGGUUUGUAACUUGGCUGUGGCAGACCUCAUGAUGUUUGUUGUAAAUGUGCCCAUGUCAACAGUCUCGUGGCUGUUCAUAAGUUGGCCCACCGGGGCGUUCGGCAGUUUCCUGUGCAAGGCCGGGGGCGGGGCGUGGGUACUUUCUCAGGCACUGUGUGCGACCUCCCUGACUGCGGUUAGCAUCGAGCGUUACUUCUCCCUGCACCGGCGGGUCCAGAUGAAGCGCACGCUGGCGAUUCUCCUGGUUGUCUGGACCAUUGGGCUCCUGUUCACCAUUCCUGUCUUGGUGGUAGGCCACACGUAUUACAUACCUUAUUUUGACGUACACAUUUGUCGUCAACUCCCAGACCAUUGGCUGGCAAUUCGGGGUUACAUCACCGCGUACGCACUCCUGACCUAUUUCUUACCUGUCCUAGUCAUUACCAGCUGCUAUGCGGCAAUGGCGCGAGUUCUCUGUUGCGGUGGGGUCAGUGGAGAAUCCGUCGCCAGCGUGCGUGCCCGCCAUCGUCUGGCGAUUGUGGUGCUGCUGCUGGCGAUCGUCUUCGCCGUCUUCUGGUUCCCGUACCACUUCUUCUACAUGUUCUUCCUGUACUCGGACUACGACACCAUGGAGCACGUCUAUAAGAACUUCGAGCUGUACAUGCGCCUGAUCGAGAUCGCGCACGUGCUCAUCUACGUCAAUUCCUGCCUCAACCCCUUCGUGGUGUUCGUCCUCAGUGGAGUCCACCGCCAGCCUCUCCUCGACAGCUUUCGGGGCCGUUUUUACCGGCGUAAUCGGAAGGCAGCCGCUGGACAGCCCCGCCGAUAUGCUCCUGUGCCGGAAGGCGUCUACGCGGAAACAACGCUCAGCGUCCAAUAAUUGUCCCUCCCCGAGGGAGGGGCGGUGCUGAGAGGCCCCUGGGGAUACCCGGCACGAUAUGUGGGAAAAGGAACCCCCUAAUGUGAUGCACAAUGAAACAAUAUACGGCCUUUUUAGCCCCAACGACUGUGAUUGAUGCCCAAAAGAAACAUGCGCAGUCGGUCACUCUGAAGAGCUUGUGGUGUGCGGUUUUUCUUUGAAAACAAAAAGGCACAAGGAGAGAUGCGCGAAACUGAAAGUCCCAUAUGCGGCAAGGUAUGAGACGGAGAGAACCCCACUGCUUUGUGUUGGUCAUUGUCUC
This is a messenger RNA of Acanthaster planci (crown-of-thorns starfish), 1650 nucleotides long. Its product is annotated as neuropeptide CCHamide-1 receptor-like. Gene Ontology annotation, cellular component: plasma membrane. Gene Ontology annotation, biological process: G protein-coupled receptor signaling pathway. Lineage: Eukaryota; Metazoa; Echinodermata; Asteroidea; Valvatida; Acanthasteridae. Gene Ontology annotation, molecular function: neuropeptide receptor activity. The record is from RefSeq and is a predicted model, not a curated record.